AUGGGUGAUUUCAAAACUUCUUUUGAAUCCAACACCGCCGAGCAAAUAAGGGGAGAAGCAAAGAAGGUUUCUACUGAAGAAAUUAAGAAACCAGCUUGUGGCUCUGAUGAGCACGAACAAAAACCACCCAAGUCAAAAGACCAGAAGGAUAAUGAAGCCGAAGAAAAAGCAAGGAAAUCCUAUGAAGCCCAAGUCACUCUGGAAACUCAAAAGAUUCUUUUUGUUGCCUGGUCUAUGGAACGUAUUUUGAAUGAAUCCAUCGAUAAUCCAAGUGUUUAUUGGCUGGAGCCAGUUACUUUGUUUGAAUUAGAAAACACUUUGGAUUCGCAGCUUGAUUUUCCUAUAACUCUGAAGGCAUUCUUGUUUCGUAGUUUUGGAAGAGUUGAGAAUGCGCUUGAGUCUACUAACAAUGUCAAUCUGAUGCUUAUCUCCUUUUAUCUGAAGCAUGACAAGCCACAAUACCAAACCUUGAGUUCAAAGAAGAUUACAGCAGUGAUGGUUAUUGGACAAUUGAAACCAAAAGCUUCCUUAAUGCUCGAUUUAAAAUUGCUCGAGGAACCUAUUGUGGCGUAUCUCAAGAGGAUGUUGGUCUCGUACAUCCACGAAGUCGGCAAAAUGGAUGUAGAGAUUGCAGUAGUGCUCCGAAAGAAAGCCAUUAUCAAACCCAAAGAAGCUUUGUGUGAUGUUUACAAAGUGAAGCUCGGAAAGAUUCAUAAAGACAAUUGGAAUUUGGUUUUUCAACAGAGUGCUAGAGAUGGUUCAAAUUCUCAAAGAUGUUUCUUCUCUCUUUCGGAUAAGCAUCUUUACUCCACUUCCUACUUGAACUACGUUUUGGAGUUAAUCGAGAAAUCAAAAGCAACCGAUACUACAAGUAAGAAAUGA
Molecule: messenger RNA, 882 nt
Organism: Lactuca saligna
Lineage: Eukaryota; Viridiplantae; Streptophyta; Magnoliopsida; Asterales; Asteraceae
Source: the annotation of a GenBank genome assembly